Messenger RNA from Gasterosteus aculeatus aculeatus (three-spined stickleback), 2444 nucleotides. It is a transcript of the gene stx5a, whose product is annotated as syntaxin 5A. Gene Ontology annotation, biological process: vesicle fusion; endoplasmic reticulum to Golgi vesicle-mediated transport; intracellular protein transport. The record is from RefSeq and is a predicted model, not a curated record. Gene Ontology annotation, cellular component: SNARE complex; Golgi membrane; endomembrane system. Lineage: Eukaryota; Metazoa; Chordata; Actinopteri; Perciformes; Gasterosteidae. Gene Ontology annotation, molecular function: SNARE binding; SNAP receptor activity.
CUUUCAGCCUCGGUAAAGUAGACGUGGCAGUGACGUCAGUUCCGGAAACUACCCGGAUCGUAACUUUAACUCCUGGGUUGAUUAGUUUCAAGCAGAAGCAUCGAGUGCUCCCGAAAUAUGAUGUAAUAUCGAGUCAAACAUGUGUGUACGUAUGCCCAUGAAGGAGACCCCGCCUUGGAUGUGAGCUUUGGGAGAUUCAUCCAUCGCGCAGAGGAGAAGGACCCGGUUGUCCCAGAGGAAAGGGACCCCGGCUGUCCCCCGCUGGUGACACUUUAACGGCAUCAAGAUGACGUGCCGGGAUCGGACCCUCGAGUUCCAGUCAGCCUGUAAAUCUCUCCAGAGCAGACCGAAUGGAGUCCAGCCCAGUAAACCGGCGCUCAGCGCUCUCCGGCAGCGCAGUGACUUCACUGUUAUGGCCAAGAGAAUUGGAAAAGACUUGAGCAACACGUUUGCCAAAUUGGAAAAGCUCACUAUUUUGGCAAAAAGAAAAUCUUUAUUUGACGACAAGGCGGUGGAGAUCGAGGAGCUAACGUACAUCAUCAAACAAGACAUCAACAGUCUAAACAAACAGAUUGCACAGCUGCAGGACUUGGUGAGGUCCCGCGGGGCUCCAGGUGGCCGACACAUCCAAACCCACUCCAACACCAUAGUGGUGUCAUUGCAGUCCAAACUGGCUUCAAUGUCCAAUGACUUCAAGUCAGUCCUAGAAGUCCGAACAGAGAACCUGAAGCAGCAGCGCAGCAGGAGAGAGCAGUUCUCGCAGCCCCCGGUCUCGUCUUCUCCUCUGAUGGCCAACAACUUUAGGAGCCGCAAAAAAGGGGCCCAGGAGCCGCAUGCAGCUCGUGAGCCGCGCAAUGGUUACCAGGGCAAUACCACCUCAAAUUUAAAAGAGAGCUCGGUCCUGAUGCAGGACGAGUCCCGGAGUAUGGGCGACGUAGCCAUCGAUAUGGACUCCCAGACCAAUCCCCUGCAACUCCAGCUUAUUGAUGAGCAGGACUCGUACAUCCAGAGCCGCGCAGACACCAUGCAGAACAUUGAAAGCACCAUUGUGGAGCUGGGCUCUAUAUUCCAGCAGCUGGCACACAUGGUCAAGGAGCAAGAGGAGACCAUCCAAAGGAUCGACGCUAACGUGGAGGACACCCAGCUCAACGUGGAGUCCGCCCACACAGAGAUCCUCAAAUACUUCCAGUCAGUCUCCUCCAACCGCUGGCUGAUGAUCAAGAUCUUUCUCGUCCUUGUCAUCUUCUUCAUCGUCUUUGUUGUCUUCUUCGCCUGAAGAAAAGAGAAGCCGCCGAGAGGCGUGCGGGUGGAGGGGGAAGUAGCACGUCGAACGAGGUGAAGUGAAACUAAAAGCUGGACCAAGACGACGUGUCCAGGCAACGUAUCUGAAGGACAGACUUCACUUUGGAAGUGACGCUUCGCCGGAGGCUGGAGCCGCUCCGAUUAAUACAAACUUUCCGGUUGUCACCAAGCCGCAGACUCUUGAGCUCAAUUCGUCAAUUCAGUGAAGAAGGAAGAUGUUGAAUUCUGUCCCAAUGAAAGAAUAAAUUAUCUAAAAUCCCGACUUUGUAUAGAGAGCGACAGAGAGCAACAUGUUGCUCAGUAUUUUACUUUGACCAAUUAUUCAUGAACAUUUAAUCAAAAUGGCUAUAAUUUAAUGGUUUGAUUCUGCAAACUUUGAUUUUCUUGUUUACCCGGUGUCGUUUAUUAUGAUUUAUUAUUGUAAUAAUGAUAUAACAAUAUUACAAUUUCAAAACCUAACAACAGAACUGAAGUUCAUCCUGGGAUCAUUUUGCUAAUUAGUUUACUUUGCUACAGUUGAAGAGCAUGACCGUGCCCCUUCUUUAUCAACAAUUUGUCAUUUAAUGAUAUUCUUUAUUCUGUUACGUGUUCAAGCUUUACUUGCCAAAUGAUUACUCGUAUAGCGCUGUGACACGAGUUGUGUCCUGAAGACACCGUUCCAGCUACAGACCGCUGAGAGGACUGUCGCUGCUGGUAUUCCAAUACAAGCUGUGCAAAACCUCAAGAUAUCUCACCACACUGUUUUAUGUGAAACGGUUUUGGUUGUAAACCUUUAGGCGGGUUGAAGGAGUUUAAACCUUGCACACAGCAUUCAAAUGACCCGGGUUUGACAUCAGUGCUUAUGAAGGGGUUGUGCUGGUUGUGAAGCCUCUAACGAAGUGACUCAAUCAGCCGCGUUCCCUGGAAGUGUCUGCUUGGAUGCCGCUGUUGUAGUUUCUUCCCAUCUUUAAUCUUUCUAAACCAUCGGAUGUUACAAUAAAUGACCAUAGCUUUUUUUUUAAAAGACAACAUUCUUAUUUUUGUCUGCCCUGUCUGUUCUUUUUUUUUAGCCAAAUGCCUUGACUUCAGUGUAUAAAGUGCAAAUAGUGAUAACGAUGUAUUGAUAAAGUGCAUAUUAAUAAAAUGAGAAUGGGGUGCUGGCA